Lactuca virosa is the source of this 426-nucleotide messenger RNA. The record is from the annotation of a GenBank genome assembly. NCBI's taxonomy places the organism in Eukaryota, Viridiplantae, Streptophyta, Magnoliopsida, Asterales, Asteraceae.
AUGUUGGAAAGCAGUCGUCACCACCUCUCAUGUGCAUCUCAACCGCCAUGUGUGAGCAUUCCCAGCCGUCGUCGCCACUUGUUUGCGUUUCUCCGACCGCUCACGUCCCCAAACAAGCACCGUUACCAGCCGAUUCUCCUGCCAUCAUGGUGGAAUGCUGUUCAUCUCCUCCGAUACUUCGUUGUCGACGAUAGUGAGGGCCUAGCAGACGUUCUUCAGGCCGCUGAUAUCGCUGGAAGUCUCAGCCUCAUCCCCAAUCAUUGGUGCUACGUUUCAGUCCACGAUUCCAUUGUCGUAGUUGUUCAUAAGGUCGUCCUUUCGUCGUCGCUUUCUCCGACUGUAUGGUACUGCCACCCAAGUGACCGAGGUGGGUGCGUGACUUGCGACUGGGAUUGGAAUCGUGUGCUUUCUACUCGCGUGGGUUGA